Racocetra persica is the source of this 180-nucleotide messenger RNA. NCBI's taxonomy places the organism in Eukaryota, Fungi, Glomeromycota, Glomeromycetes, Diversisporales, Gigasporaceae. The record is from the annotation of a GenBank genome assembly.
GUAAAAGCAGCAAAGCAAAAACAACAAAGCAAAAGCAGCAAAACAAAAGUAGCAAAGCAAAAGCAGCAAAGCAAAAGCAACAAAGCGAAAGCAGCAAAGCAAAAAUGGCAAAGCAAAAGCAGCAAAAGCAAAAGCAGCAAAGCAAAAACAGCAAAAGCGCAAAACAAAAGCAAAGAAUGA